This is a messenger RNA of Peromyscus eremicus (cactus mouse), 1539 nucleotides long. RefSeq names its product G protein-coupled receptor 101 (gene Gpr101). Gene Ontology annotation, cellular component: membrane. Gene Ontology annotation, molecular function: G protein-coupled receptor activity. Gene Ontology annotation, biological process: adenylate cyclase-activating adrenergic receptor signaling pathway. The coding region runs from base 1 to 1539 and encodes 512 amino acids. The record is from RefSeq and is a predicted model, not a curated record. NCBI's taxonomy places the organism in Eukaryota, Metazoa, Chordata, Mammalia, Rodentia, Cricetidae. The transcript has a single exon.
AUGACACCCACCUGCACCAACAACACUCGAGAGAACAACAGCAGCCAACCGUGUAUGCCCCUCUCCAAGAUGCCUAUUAGUCUAGCUCACGGCAUCAUCCGAGCCACUGUGCUGCUCGUCUUCUUUGGUGUAUCCUUUGUGGGCAAUAUAGUGCUGGCUUAUGUAUUGCAGCGUAAGCCACAGUUGCUGCAGGUGACCAACAGGCUCAUCUUUAACCUCCUCGUCACUGACCUGCUGCAGAUUGUUCUCGUGGCCCCCUGGGUGAUGGCCACCUCCAUUCCUGCCUUCUGGCCUCUCAAUAUCCACUUCUGUACGGCCCUGGUUAGCCUCACCCACCUAUUUGCCUUUGCUGGUGUCAAUACCAUUGUGGUGGUGUCAAUAGAUCGCUACCUGUCCAUCAUCCACCCUCUUUCCUACCCAUCCAAGAUGACCCACCGACGUGGUUAUAUGCUCGUCUAUGGCACCUGGAUUUUGGCUGUCCUGCAGAGCACACCUCCUCUCUAUGGCUGGGGCCAGGCUACUUUUGAUGAACGUAAUGCUCUCUGUUCCAUGAUCUGGGGAGCCAGCCCAAGCUAUGCCAUUGUCACUGUGAUAUUCUUCAUCGUCGUUCCACUGGUGGUUAUGAUUGCCUGCUACACUGUGGUGUUUGGUGCAGCACGUCGGCAGCAUGCUCUCCUGUACAACGUCAAGAGCCGCAGCUUGGGGGUGAGAGUCAAGGACUCUGUGAAGACUGAGAAUGAACGGGGAAUAAUGAAGAGGGAUGAGUGCCAGGAUGAGAAUGAACUCCUGUGCCAAGGUGAAGGUCAGACCAAGACUAAGGAAAGCAGCAUCGAGGUGGAAGAGAGUCCCAUGGAAGCUGGAGACAUCAUCAUGAAGGCCAGAGAAAGAAGCCCUGAUUUAAGUGCAGGUAUUGCUGAGUCCAAGGGCAUUGAAGAGGUCAGUAACGGCAGCAUGGAGGAUCUGGAAGUCGGCAGUGAAGUUCAGGAGAGCAGCAUGAAGGCAGACACUGGCCGAAUGGAGGUCAAUCAGUGCAACAUUGACUUGGGUGAAGAUGACAUAGAGUUCGGCAUGGAUGACGUUCAUUUCAGUGAGGAUGAUGUCGAGGCCAUGAACAUCCGAGAGAGCUUUCCACCCAGUCGUCGUAACAGCAACAGCAACCCACCUUUGCCCCCAUGCUAUGAGUGCAAAGCUGCAAGAGUGAUCUUCCUCAUCAUUUUCUCCUAUGUGAUAUCUCUGGGGCCCUACUGCUCUCUAGCUGUGCUGGCUGUGUGGGUGGAUGUCCAAACCGAGGUCCCCCAGUGGGUGAUUACCAUAAUAAUCUGGCUUUUUUUCCUGCAGUGCUGCAUCCACCCUUAUGUCUAUGGUUACAUGCACAAGUCCAUCAAGAAGGAAAUCCAGGAGGUACUGAAGAAGUUUGUCUGUAAGAAAAAGCCCUCUACAGAAGACAGCCACCCUGACCUGCAUGAAUCUGAAGCUGGCACAGAGAGAGGCACUGAAGGCAAGGUCGUCCCCUCCCAUGAUUCUGCUACUUCACCUUAA